Coffea arabica (coffee) is the source of this 1080-nucleotide messenger RNA. RefSeq lists its product as uncharacterized. NCBI's taxonomy places the organism in Eukaryota, Viridiplantae, Streptophyta, Magnoliopsida, Gentianales, Rubiaceae. The record is from RefSeq and is a predicted model, not a curated record.
AUGAUGAAUGUGAGAGAUUUUGUGCAAAAUAGAACUAGAAAGAAGAUAGGCAAUGGCAAUGCUACAAACAUUUGGGAGGAUAGCUGGAUCCCUGGAAAUAAGGAUGGAAAAGUCACAUUUGCAAUGUCUCAGAAUUGCAACAUCAGAAGAGUAGAUGAGCUUAUCAGUGGCUUUAGAUGGAGAAAACCAUUGGUACUUAGAACCUUCAACAGGAAGGAUGCUGACGAAAUCCUAGAUAUUCCUAUAAGUAUCUCAGGAAGGAAAGACAGCAAUUACUGGUUACAUAGUGGCAAUGGCAUCUAUACGGUCAAUUCUGGAUACAAGGCAUUGAGUAGAGAAACAACUCAACAUAUAGGAAGAAGAGCUGAUGAGGCAGAAACGAGCUCAGCAAACUCCAAUGGAAAGCAAUGGAAGUGCAGAGCUCAAGAGGUAUGGAAGAUGGCCCCAAUACAGUGGGAUGGGUUAACUGAACAGACAGGGAAUUUUAGAGUUUGGUGGACUGCAAUGCUGGAAGCCUCAUGUAGGACAGAGGGUAGGGAGCAUAUAGAGCUUACUACGAAUAUCCUUUGGCAAAUAUGGAAAAGGAGAAAUGAAUGGAAGUUCAAUGCUAAACGAAGGCAUCCUUGGAAAACAGUUAACAAGGCUCAACAGGAAUGGCAAGAGCAAGCCUCAGCUUGGAGUAAGGAGACAAUGAUCCCUGAGGAUGCUGAAAGAGAUGGAGAGGAAGUAGAACCAGUGGAGGUGGUGUCAGCCUGGGCAUUAAUUGAUAGGAAAACAGUGAAUCAAUUGCAGACUAUCGCAGAAGCUAUGAAGAUGGCCAUUAUAAAGGCCAGACAUCAGCAAUGGCAGAAAAUUACAGUCCAUAUCCCCAGCCCACAGCUGCUGAAAGUGAUUACGACGGGGGUGGCUAAGGAUAUCAAAAUGUCUACUUUGGCUGAUGAUAUUAACAACCUCAGAGCUUUGUUCCAGAAAUGCUCUUUUUGUCUAGAUAGGAGAUUAGAUAAAAGAUGUGAUAUGAUUAGUGAUUAUGCCUUAGGCAUAUUUCAAGAUGAGGAAUGGAUCAAUCCUCAGUGUGUCUAA